AUGGAGAACCUCACCAUUUCCGACCCUCCCCCUCCUCCCAUGCAACAACAGCAUGGCGGCCCCGGGGGGAUGCCACCCGCUCUAGGGCGCCCCCCGCCGCCGCCCCAGCAACUGCCUGCGCAGAUGUUUACGACUGCCGCCCAACUUCUAGACCUUACCGACAAAAAGCUGAUGUUGGCGCUGCGCGAUGGACGCAAACUUGUGGGAAUCCUGCGCAGCUGGGAUCAGUUUGCAAACUUGGUAUUGCAGUCAACCAAGGAGAGAAUAUUUGUCCCUCCCGGAACAGCACCUGACCAGGUACGGGGUCUAUACGCAGACGUCGACCGGGGCCUGUUUUUGGUGCGCGGAGAAAACGUGCUGCUGCUAGGCGAGAUCGACCUCGACAAGGAGGACGACGCGCCCCCGGGGUACGAUUUGGCCGACGUUGAGCUUGUCCAGAGCCUGGCCAAGCAGAGGAAGCAGCAGGACAAGAUUAAGGAGAAGACGAAGGUGAAGAUGCUCGCUAAGGAGGGGUUCGAAGGGGAAAACCUGGGCGAGGUCCUGCUUUAA
This is a messenger RNA of Chaetomium globosum CBS 148.51, 549 nucleotides long. RefSeq lists its product as uncharacterized. Lineage: Eukaryota; Fungi; Ascomycota; Sordariomycetes; Sordariales; Chaetomiaceae. Gene Ontology annotation, biological process: deadenylation-dependent decapping of nuclear-transcribed mRNA. Gene Ontology annotation, cellular component: Lsm1-7-Pat1 complex; P-body. Gene Ontology annotation, molecular function: RNA cap binding. The transcript has 3 exons. The record is from RefSeq and is a predicted model, not a curated record. Bases 1 to 549 code for a protein of 182 amino acids.